UUUCAUGAGGAGUUACCAAAUGGAGAAACAUGCAAUUGCGAUUUUGAAAACACUGUGUGUAGCGGAUGUCACUUUUAUGAGGUUAACACGGACUCUGAGACCUGGCAUGAUGCAAAAGCUAUCUGCGAAGGGAAGGGUGGACAAUUGGCCAUGAUAAAUAAAGCUUCCGUUUUUAACCUUGUUCGCCAGUUCAUAUUCAACAAUGGUUAUGAUGAUGACGUUAUAUACGGGUUUUGGUUUGGACUCAACGAUCUUGCGAACGAGGGUGAAUACGUCUGGUCUGACGGCACAAUCCUUUCAGACGACGACUUUACCAAAUGGGCUCGUAACCAACCGAGUGGUGGCAAUCGUCCAGAUGGGGUUCAGGACUGUAUUCAAAUGUGGGUUGUAAAACAUCUAUUUUACUUCCAUUAUCUUGACUUCUAUUAA
This is a messenger RNA of Saccoglossus kowalevskii, 429 nucleotides long. RefSeq lists its product as uncharacterized. Gene Ontology annotation, biological process: proteolysis. The record is from RefSeq and is a predicted model, not a curated record. NCBI's taxonomy places the organism in Eukaryota, Metazoa, Hemichordata, Enteropneusta, Harrimaniidae. Gene Ontology annotation, molecular function: zinc ion binding; metalloendopeptidase activity.